Molecule: messenger RNA, 1916 nt
Organism: Papaver somniferum (opium poppy)
Lineage: Eukaryota; Viridiplantae; Streptophyta; Magnoliopsida; Ranunculales; Papaveraceae
Product: O-acyltransferase WSD1-like
Exons: 4
Coding region: 371-1690 (439 amino acids)
Biological process (GO): triglyceride biosynthetic process
Cellular component (GO): plasma membrane
Molecular function (GO): diacylglycerol O-acyltransferase activity; long-chain-alcohol O-fatty-acyltransferase activity
Source: RefSeq, a predicted model, not a curated record
AGUUUAAAGUGUAUAAACAGUAUCAACUGCAUAUUCCACAACCUAGACCCUCCUAUAAUUUAUAUACAUUUAAGUGGUAAACAAAUAGCAAGUAUUACAUAGGGUAAGUCGUAAUAUAUAUAUACCAUCUAAUGUAUCAUAGAGAAACAACUAAAGCUAGCAACAAUGGAGUACAACAGUGAAACAAAUAGAGAUCAUGAAGAAACAAGUCAUCCAGUAAGCCCAUUAUCACAAAGCUUAAAUAGCACAACCAUAUCGUUGAUCAUUUUCGCUGUUUUUGAACUAGAAACACCAAUUACUGAGUUCGAAACACUAGAAAUUUUGCUCAACCAUUUAGUACCAUUGAGUACUCGUUUUUCUUCAAUCAUGCAUGGAGAAAAACAAUAAAGGUGUUCUCAGAUGGAAGAAAGUUGAUGUUCGAAUGGAAGAUCAUUUGAUCGUUCCAACGUUCCCAAUAGGUUUAAGUAGAGAAGGUUACGAUGAACACUUGAGAGAAUACUUAUCAAAAAUAGGUUGUGAGAAGUUUUCAGACGAAAAACCGUUAUGGGAAGUUCAUUUAGUUAAGUUCCCAAGCUUGAAUGGUGCUUGUACUAUGAUCUUUAAGUUUAGUCAUGCACUUGGUGAUGGUUAUUCUUUUAUAAGAGUGUUUUUCAAGUGUUGCGGAAGAGCUGAUAAGUCUUCAUCUCCUCUUACUUUUCCGCGACUGUCAUUGAUGAAAACACAACAACAAUAUGAUGGUUAUCGAGUAAUAGGAUUGGGGAAGAAGUUGUUCGGGCUGAUGCGUAAGUGCAAGAACACAUCUUAUGACCUCAUGGAAAGCUUGCUGAGGACAACAUUUUUUGAAGAUCGGCUAUCUGCAAUACGUUCGGAGACGUCAGAAAGUAUGAAGAUUGAGUUAUUCAGACCUUUUAACAUCCACUCGGUGACAUUAUCACUUGAAAGAGUUAAGCAAGUUAAAUCCAAGCUUGGAGCGACGGUAAAUGAUGUAAUCGUUGGAUUACUAUCGUAUAUCAUUCACUUGUACGCGGUGAGGAAGACAAAGAAUAUGGAUCAGUAUGGUGAAGAUGGAUCAAAGAUAGACUCAACUACUUGUGGCACAAAUACAAGCAUGACUAUAUGUGUCAUGCUAAACAUGAGAAUAUUUAAGCGAUUUACGAACAUGGAAGAUAUGAUAAGGGCGGAUGCAUGGGGUAACCAUUCUAGACUCUUGAUGAUACCAUUACCGACUUUUCCAUAUCUUGAGGAAGUUAACCCUCUUGAUUUUAUAAUCAAAGCGAAAGAGAAUAUGGACAGAAAGAAGAAUUCCAUGAUUUUUUAUCUUAUUGAUUCACUUCUAAAGACUGCAAUGUGGAUUAAGGGGCAAAAGGGGAUAGAUGAAAUGUUGUAUUACAGCCUUAAGAAUGCAAGCACAAUGAUAACAAGUGUGAUAGGUCCAAAAGAGCAGAUGGCUAUCUUGAAUCAUCCUAUUAACAGUUUUUAUUACUUCGUCUCCGGUAUACCUCAGAGUGUAACAUUCACAUCAGUGAGCUGCAUGGAACAAUUGAAGCUUGUGGUAACAAUGGAAAAGGGUUUCAUUGAUUCAGAACUUUUCAUUUCAUGUAUGGAUGAAGCCUUUGAAAAGAUUUUUCGAGCCGCAUUCGGAUAUCACCCAGGCAUGGACGACAACCAGAUCACGAGAAAAUCCAAUUAAUUGUUGUGUCCCUAGACGAUGCAGUGUAACGUUGUUGGUUGAAAUUGUCCACCCAUCCACGAAUCCUCUGAACCCUGUAUGGAUCCAAGAAGAAGUUGUUAUUAUACCCUCAAAGAUUUACACUAUGUUUGCUUACCUUUUAAAGUAAAACAUAAUAAAAGUAAAAAUGUAAAAUGUGAAAAAGAAUAUUAAAUUAAGUAACUGGAAAUGUAAAAUGUGUAAAAUA